AUGCAGCAGCAGCUCGAACAGAAUCAACAAGCAAUUUUUAGAAUCACUGAAAGGUUAGAACAAGUUUCAGAUCUGUUGAAAUCUGUAGUUGAUUCUGUAAAUGUUAUGUCUCGUAGAGAUAGAGAAGUGUCUAAUGAUACUAGGAAUCAUGAGGAGCGAGGAGUUUUUCAGAGAAAUAUUAGGUUGGACUUUCCAUACUUUAGUGGCAGUGAUCCAGCAGGGUGGACCUUUAAGGCCAAUCAAUACUUUGAUUGUUUUCAAGUACCUUUUCAUCAGAAAUUAAUGGUGGCUUCGCACCAUAUGGAAGGUGAGGCAUUGGUGUGGUACCAAAGUGCCUUUGAAUCAGGUCAGUUUAAUUCAUGGGAGACCUUAGUGGUAGCAAUGCAAGGAAGGUUAGGACCUUCAGCGUUUGAUGAUCCAAUGGAGGCCUUAACCAGAUUAAGACAAACUACUUCUGUUAGUUUGUAUACAUCACAAUUUGAGGCCUUGUCCAAUAGGCUCAAAGGCUUGUCUGACAGACAUAAGAUGAGCUGCUUUAUUAGUGGACUCAAGGAUGACAUUCGAAUACCUGUCAAGAUGUUUAAUCCACUGAACCUUGGAGCUGCAUUCAGCCUGGCUAAGCUGCAAGAGGAACAUGUGCUAUCCUCAAGAAAGCCUUGGAGACAAAAUAGCCAUUUUGCUGAGAAAUGGCCUCUUAAUAGUGUGGGAAUGACUGAUCUCGCCAAUAAUGCUCCAAAGAAUGUGUUUCCUAUGAGAAAGGUGAAUUCAUCUCAUAUGGAUGAAAAGAGGAAAAAAGGCCUAUGUUUCCACUGUGAGGAAAAGUGGAAUCCUAAUCAUGUAUGUAAAAAUCCGAGGGUUUAUUUCUUGCAUGGGGAACCUAGUGAUCUGCAAGAGGUAAGUGAUCAUGAGGAUGAAGUGGUGCCUCAAUCUCUACAGAGCUCUAAAGAAUUGGUUCUGAAGGGGGUGGAGGAACUUGAAGUCUCGAUUCAUGCCAUUUCUGGUUGCAUCAACAGUAAUGCCAUGAAGCUCUUGGGUUCCAUAGGCUCAUUUUCUGUUGAGAUCCUUGUAGACUCAGGAAGUACUCACAACUUCCUAGACCCUUUGGUGGUAGAAGCAGCUAAGUUGCGGGUAAGGGAAGAUGGAGCCCUUCAGGUGAAAGUAGCUGAUGGUACUAACAUAGUCAGCCAAGGCAAAUGUGAGGAAAUGAUUAAGGUCCAAGGAACUAAGUUUCUAGUUCCUUUCCAUGUUCUGACUCUUGGAGGCUGUGACAUUGUUUUAGGGGUUCAAUGGCUUAAAACAUUGGGUCCUAUUCAAUGGGAUUUUACAAAUAUGUCUAUGCAGUUUGAGAUUGCUGGUCAGAAACUGUUUUUGCAAGGGUUGUUGUCUGAACAGGUUCAGGUUGAUGCUGGAAUUCGCAUGCUUAAAUCUUCCUUCAUUGGUCAGCAAGGUUGGCUUCUGCAACUUGUAGCAGUUCAGCCCAAGUUGGAGCCAACACAGACUCUACCCGCAGUUGAAGAGAUAGUAAACCAGUUUCAGUCUGUUUUUGAGGAACCAGCUGGGUUGCCUCCUCCUCGAGCCUUUGACCAUCGAAUUAUCUUGAAGGAAGGAACUCCUCCAAUUUCUGUGAGACCUUACAGGUACCCCCAUUACCAAAAAACAGAAAUAGAAAAAAUUGUUAAAGAUUUGUUGUUAAAUGGGGUGAUUCGACUAAGCCAAAGUCCAUUUUCUUCACCUGUUCUCUUGGUAAAGAAAGCUGAUGGCACAUGA
Molecule: messenger RNA, 1767 nt
Organism: Juglans regia (Persian walnut)
Lineage: Eukaryota; Viridiplantae; Streptophyta; Magnoliopsida; Fagales; Juglandaceae
Exons: 1
Coding region: 1-1767 (588 amino acids)
Source: RefSeq, a predicted model, not a curated record